Molecule: messenger RNA, 924 nt
Organism: Danaus chrysippus (African queen)
Lineage: Eukaryota; Metazoa; Arthropoda; Insecta; Lepidoptera; Nymphalidae
Source: the annotation of a GenBank genome assembly
AUGCAGGCUCUUAUUGAAAAGAAGAUGGAUUCUAGACAAGAUACAUUUAAUGAAUCUGUAUCAUCGCUAUUAGAACGUAAAGUACGAGGUUGGUUGACUGGUGUGAUAGACGACAUGAGGCGUAGUAGUCCAGUUCAACAAUGGCUAGAUUCCUGCCCUCCGGAAACUGAUGAUGUAAAAUCCAAAAGUGACUUAAAUGACGAAAUCUGUGACAUAGAAACAGACACACAGUCAAAGUCUGAAGAAAAUAAAGGGAAUGAGACUAUAUCAGAGAAAACGGUUAUAGAAAACCCCGAGGUUUCAAAUGAUGACAAUAAUUUGGAUGUCCCUGGUCAAAGAGAAUUAUGGAAGAGGAAAUCAUUGGAGAGUGGCUUAAUGACGAGCGCUCCUCAGUCGCCACAAGCUAGAAAUAAUAAAAAUAAACUUCAGAGGGACCAUUCAGUUCAAUCAGAGGGAUAUGUACCAAGAUUUAAGAAUCCAUUACUGAGAGAUCACUCUUUACAGUCAGAUGGCAGUGGUUCCAGUGGAAGUUCAGUUCUAAAUGUUUUAGGAGCCAGGAAGGUAGAUGCUGAAUCCGUUUUACUGGCACUUGGUUUCGGCCCUAGUGAAAAACAACAGAAAUUGCAAAGAAUACCCGACAGAUUCCUAGUGCCUUCCAAGUUAAAAGGUAUCAGUACAGAGCAAUUUAUUAAGGACGAACAACAUUCAAUGAGAAUGCAUGACUGUGGAGUUUUUGGUUACAGAGGGCUGACAGGGAAUCCUCAUGUUCCACCGUCGACAAUCGUAGCUAAGAUAAUGGACUGUAUACUCCAAGGCGAGGUCUGCCGCGAUCAAGCCCUCACUAAGACACGACACUCAAUAGCCGACAUACGUGCCACUGGAAAUGUUCAAGCUCAGUUAAAAUCUCGAUUACGUUCCACAUAA